GAAAACUAAAACAAUCAUCAAAUAUUCAUAAAAUAUUAAUUUUAAAACAUAAAUUAUAAAUACAAAUAUAAGUAAUCCCGCGCAACAGUGCGGGUCUGAAUCUAGUUUUGGUUAAAAUGAAGAAAAUCCUAACACAAUAAACAACUAAAUUUGUUACAUAAUCAAAUAAACGACACAUUUUGGUUAAAAUGAAGAAAAUACAAACUAUUUAAAUCUGACACACUUUAUCUAAAUAGUACCACAACGACAAACUGAUUUGGGCUAAUUAUGGCAAAAAAAAUUGUGGUUCGGUGAGAAAAUUUUGCCAAAACCCAUAAAAUACAUCUAUCUAAAGUUGAAAAUCCGAUGGAAAGAAAGUAACAACUCCAUGUUCAAAACUUGACCGUUGUGAUUAUUACGCAGACACACAGGUAUAAGAAACAAGUAACAAGUAUAAGAAUAUCAAGAUAUAUACGAAACACAUAACGAGUAUAAGAAGAGUAAUGAGUAUUUGUGUCCAAUCAUAAAUGCAAUUAUAAAAAAAAACAAAAAAACAUAUAUAUUUUGUAUUUGUUCUUACGCAUGAAUCUAUUUCCUGCGGUAGAGAUCUGAUGAAAUUCAAUUAAUUUCGUUUUCUUUUCUUGGCGUGAUCUAAGGUUGAUGUAUUCAUUACGCAACACCUUUGGUCGAUCUGGAUUAUGUGCUCUCCUUCUCGUCUAGUGUAGUAGAGUUCAUGUGUGAUUUUCAUUUUCUGAUUGUUGAUCGUUGUAAUGUUACAAAUGUUUGAUGAUCAGGACCUCGGAUUAUUUGCCAAUUUUCUCGGCAUUUUCAUCUUCAUUUUGGUCAUUGCUUACCAUUUUGUGGUGGCCGACACAAAAUUUGAAUGAGGUUUUUGUAUUUUAGUUUCUUACUACAAAAUAAUUAUUUAUGUGUCGGAAUCAAACAUGUCUUUAGCAUUCCAUAGAGUCGACAUGUUUCGCCAGUAAUGUAUCUUUCACAAUGUAUUUUUUUUAUUAUGAACAAUAGAUAAAGACUUUUCAUCAUUCAAAUUUUUAUCAUGCGAGUUACUUGUUUUAGCUAUCAUACAGCUUUCUGUACAUGCACAUUGUCUUUUCUCUGCCUUAGUCGCUUGUACCACAGUUCCAACUAGUUGUUGAGACUUCAUGGUAUGAGUCAGCUUAGAUUUUGAUGCUUGUGAGUAACCACACACUUGACCUUAUGAAUUGUUAUAUCUAAAGUUAGUUUCUUCACAUUGCCAUGAUAAUUAUCCUGUUUACAGAUUUAUUUGUUCCACAUUAGCAUAAGUUUUUCUUUUUGCAUGAUGUUAUGUGCUACAUACGCAGCAUUAGCCUUUGUUUUGUGGUACUCAUUUUCUAUUGACGUCAAUCUUCCAAAGAUCAGUUUCAUUCUUGAACCUCUCCGCAUCUUCCUGGUUGUUGCUAGAUUAUGUACCUGCACCAAUUCUAACUGUACUUCAGUGUGAAGCUUCUUUUUGUAAGCGUGUUAGUUGUGAUCAUGAUGGGUAGCUCUUUGUAUGUUACUAUAAUAUGGGAUGGGUUUUUGAAGUAAUCCAAAGAUAGGGACAAAGAACUCAAAGGCUGAUUGUUGUGUGGGAUAAAUAGCUUGUAGGCUCUGUCUCACCUUAUGUAUUGUUUUGACUUUUGUUAAAUACAAAUAAUCAGGGAGAGUUUGUGGGUGUAAAUCUUUGUAUAAAGCAUGUAUACUGCAACAAAAUCUCCAAUACACAUUCUUGCAGUGUCAAGUGCCAAAUUCUUUGUUUGCCACAUAUAUAAAGCGUCAGUUACUAAUGUUUUUAGCUACUAUGUGAUUAGAGAAGAAAAAUAGCACAUCGGCAUAUAAGCUCACCUCUGAAAGUGGACCAACACAGUGAAAAGAAAAGUAAUGGCUGAUGCAAAAAAAUCCAAAUUAAACCAUUCUACAUAAGUAUGGUUUGUUAAAGGAGAAACCUAUCUUUACUGCAAAAUUAGGUUGAUCAACACAAACAUAUACUUCGUAUUUAUUUUGGAAAGAUUGUUAUGUAAAUUUUAAAACAAAUGGAAAAAUACAUUUUAUUUGGGUCAA
Molecule: messenger RNA, 2061 nt
Organism: Brassica rapa (field mustard)
Lineage: Eukaryota; Viridiplantae; Streptophyta; Magnoliopsida; Brassicales; Brassicaceae
Product: dolichyl-diphosphooligosaccharide--protein glycosyltransferase subunit 4C-like
Source: RefSeq, a predicted model, not a curated record